GCCAUGAAAGACUCCUCACGAUCUUCGUUCACUUUUCACAGUUUUCAAAACACACGGAAGAUUCGUAUUUCAUAUGGUAAUCAUCCUGUCCAACACAAAAAAUGAUCACUUUCUCUUUAUAAAUACGCAAACCACAUUCCAUUUCCUAUAUCUAUCAAGAAACUAAACUCGUAAAAGAACUUAUCACCCUCAAGAUUCUCCAAAAUUCGCCAACAAUGGCUACCGAAACCCUCCACUUUCUUUUGGUUCCCCACAUAGGUCCUGGCCAUACAAUUCCCAUGAUCGACAUGGCCAAACUCCUUGCAAAACAACCGAACGUAAUGGUGACAAUCGCUACCACACCUCUCAAUGCCGUCCGAUACGGUGUCACCAAAGCCGAACUCCCCUUCCGAUUCCUUGAACUCCCAUUUCCGACAGCUGAGGCUGGACUACCUGAAGGAUGCGAAAUGACAGAUAAGAUCCCUAGUGUGGAUUUAGUCCCAAAUUUUUUAGCCGCCAUUGACAUGCUUCAGCAAAAGCUCGAAGAACGUUUCGGGAUGCUAAAACCUCGCCCAAACUGUAUCAUAUCCGAUAAGUACAUGUCUUGGACAGGUGAUUUCGCCGAUAAGCAUCAAAUUCCCAGAAUCAUGUUUGACGGAAUGAGUUGCUUUAACGAACUCUGUUACAACAAUCUGUAUGUAACCAAGGUGUUCGACGGUUUGCCUGAAUCACAACCCUUCGUAGUCCCUGGUUUACCUGACAAGAUCGAGCUUACAAGAAACCAACUCCCACCGGAGUUCAAUCCCAGCUCCAUCGACACAAGUGCCUUCCGUCAACGAGCUAGAGAUGCAGAAGUGAAAGCUUACGGAGUCGUAAUCAAUAGUUUUGAAGAGUUAGAACAAGAAUACGUUCACGAGUACAAGAAAUUAAGAAAAGGUAAAGUCUGGUGUAUUGGGCCAUUGUCACUCUCCCUUAACAAUGAUUCUGAGAAAUCUCAAAGAGGAAACGUAAGCUCAAUCAACGAAGACCAAUGUCUAAAAUGGUUAGAUUCUAAAAAACCCGAAUCCGUUGUUUAUUCUUGUUUUGGUAGUCUUGUUCGAGUUAACACCCCACAACUAAUCGAGCUUGGGUUAGCCCUAGAAGCAUCAAACCACCCAUUCAUUUGGGUGAUUAGAUCCGAUACUAGAGAGAAAGAAGUCGAGGAAUGGCUUUCAGAAAGUGGAUUUGAAGAAAGGGUUAAAGAUCGAGGGUUAAUCAUCAGAGGCUGGGCCCCACAAGUGCUAAUUUUGUCUCACCCUUCAAUUGGAGGAUUCCUGACUCAUUGUGGAUGGAAUUCAACUCUGGAAUCAGUGUGUGCUGGUAUUCCGAUGAUCACAUGGCCUCAAUUUGCAGAGCAAUUUAUUAAUGAGAAACUGGUGGUGCAGGUUUUGGGGAUUGGAGUGAGUGUUGGAGUGGAUUCUGUUGUUCAUGUUGGGGAAGAAGAGAGGUUUGGAGUGAAAGUGAAGAGAGAGGGUGUUCAGAAGGCUAUUGAGAAAGUAAUGGAAUGUGGAAUUGAAGGAAUUGAGAGAAGGAAUAAAGCAAAAGAGAUUGGAAAGAUGGCGAAUGAUGCUAUAAAGGAGGGAGGGUCAUCGUCUUUGAACUUGAGACUACUAAUACAAGACAUAUUGCACUAUGCAAAAUUGCAAAUGUAAGAAACUAAGAACAUACUUAAUUAUUUUAUACAAAGUUUACAUUAAAUUUGGUAUAUAAGGUAGAGUGGAUUAUAAUUUUAGUCCAUGUGGUUUGUGAAUGGACUAUUAAUUUAUAGAAUAUGUAUACUUUAUGAUAAGCUAAUACUUGUUUAGAUGUAA
Lactuca sativa (garden lettuce) is the source of this 1829-nucleotide messenger RNA. Its product is annotated as UDP-glycosyltransferase 73C4. The record is from RefSeq and is a predicted model, not a curated record. Gene Ontology annotation, molecular function: UDP-glucosyltransferase activity. Lineage: Eukaryota; Viridiplantae; Streptophyta; Magnoliopsida; Asterales; Asteraceae.